Chara braunii is the source of this 2426-nucleotide messenger RNA. Lineage: Eukaryota; Viridiplantae; Streptophyta; Charophyceae; Charales; Characeae. The record is from the annotation of a GenBank genome assembly.
CUAAAGCAACUACCUAUCAAACUGAAACUUAGGCUAAGUAACUAUCUCACUCAGCCAUAUGGAAGGUCAAACCACAAAGGCAUGCUUUCAGGCAUACUUUCACAUGGGGAGAAGGGGSGGGGGGGGGAGCAGGGGGAGGAGGAGCUUCGGAAGGAGCAGCAGCUGGAUGAGCAGCAGGUGGAGGAGCGGCAGGUGGAGGAGCAGCAGGUGGAGGAGCAGCAGGUGGAGGAGCGGGGGGAGGAGUACUUGAAGGAGCAGCAGGUGGAGGAGCAGCAGGGGAAGGAGCAGCAGGUGGGGGAGCAACAGGUGGAGGAGCAGGGGGAGGGUGUGCAGCAUCGCACUAACGUGCGAUCGUUUUAUGGUGGCAGUCACCAGUCGCUUCUAGCCGAGCAACAUGGAGCACAUCCCGAUCGUGUAUGGGAUCCCCUCGCCUAUCGUGCGCAGCGAGGCAGAGGAAGGUCAAAUCCGUGUCUCUUUCCAUUGGCGGGAGGGGCGAAGGCGCACUGGGAGGUAGAAGGUGGGAGGGAAGAGGGAGGGAGUGAGCGUCGGCGUGGGCUCGGUGGUGUGUCUCCGAGGGAGCUGUCUGUGUGUAAGCUUGGUCUGGCACAAAGUGGCAUGGGGCACGUCCUCUCCUGGUCAACUCGUGUCUUCCGGCAUGUAUAAGUAGUGUCGGGCAUAUCCCAGAUACGCGACUCCUUAUGUGGUAGGCGGCAGCUGUUUGACGAUGAGGAUUGGGAGAGGGAGAGGGUAGGUCCGCAGAACGCUCAGCGGCUGACGACUUGCAAUUCGGGUGAUGCGGCGUCGUUGCCACGUGGUGCAUUCUGCCGUAAUCAGGUGCUUUCUGUUGGGUCUUAUCCAUAAUCAUCUUGUGAUUGACGUCAUCACGACGGGUUCUGUCAAGCGGGUGUGACUCUUUUUGAGGUACUACGUACGGACGUCCGUACAACGGAGCGUUGACAUUGGCGGCGGCGAGGCGUCAGGUUUCGAUCUUGUGACGUGGCGCUAUCCACUUGGCUCUGGUGUUCACGUGGUCGACAGAGACGGAGCAUCAUCAGUGAUAGCGGGAGGAUCUGUUGUCUAAGAAGUCGGGUACUCUCGGAAGCCUAAUUAGAGUGGCGCGCGUGUUGAUAGGGUCUAAACGAGGUGAUUAUUGACUCUGGAGAGGCGGGUCAACGAUCGUGUUGAUUGGGUCUAGAGUAAGUGAUUGACUUACUAGGAGAGGUGGGUCAACGGUCAAAGGUUGCAGUGAUUAGACAAUUGCACGUCUGUGAAAGCGCGUCAACAUGGUUCUCCUGGCAGCAUUUGUGUUGACGCUGCUGUUUUUCUUGGUCGUCUCCAAUCCCGUCGUCUGCUGUUUGACGGCCACGAUCGGCCCGCCGGUGGCGUGCUUGGGAUGUCUCUUAAGUCCUCUCUUUCUAGUUGUGGCUCCUUUCAUCAUCCCCCUCCGCAUGAUUCUCGGCCCUAUGCCUCUCAUUUAGAAGACGACCAAUAUCUCCUUUCGACGUGUGUAACCUUGUCUUCCAUUCAUCGAUUCGUCGUUUGCUUCUUGAUGACGACUGCCAUCUACGUGAUGAUGAUGAUGUGUCAUCUUGAAGAUGACGUGUCAUCAUCUUGGUGAUGACAUCUAGAUGAUGCCGUGGUAUCUGAGGUGUUCACAAUGACCUCGGUCGUACGACUCGUCCCAUCACCCGAAGAGGAAAGUAGAAACGGGUUGAAGAUGGAACAUGGAUGAGAUAGAGAACUCUAGUUUAACUGAUGGCCACAGCUGGCGAUUGUAUAUUUCAUGACUAUCAUCCCAUCGGCCAGCCAGUCCUUUUCUCCCGCCACUUUGUCUAAUUAGCACGAAUGGUGGAAGUGGUGAAAGAUGAUGACGUGGACAUCACCUAUCACGCAGUUUGCUUGCAGCGGUAUAUUUCUGGCGUACGACGUCUACUAGACCACAAUAAACGGGCGGACCGAAUGAAAGAGUUGACUAGGAAUGGAUCGACCAAUGGACGACAUGAAAUGCGCAGCAUCGUAGGGACACCAGCCGCAAGGUCAAGGAUCAGCAUACCGAUUUUCGGCUAGCCGGUCGUCGUACGGGAUGGAGGGUGGUAUUCGUUCACGAUGCAAGGAGAUCCGAUUAAGGGUUCGGGCAUAUCUGGCGUGGUACUCUACUCUAGUGCCGCUCGAUGUACACAAUGCAGGAGUCAUCUGGAGUUAAGUACACAAUGUUCGGGGUAUGGAUAUCACUCAAUCGUCCAGAGUGAGGAUAAAAGGACAUGGGAGCUAAUGGAGGAGAGAGAGAGAGAGAGUUUGUCGAACGCUCAACGGGCGCGGUAAUGGCGGUGGGAACAAUUGUCCGAUAUAACCGAUGGUGUUUUCAUGAAAGCGGUGUCAGUCAGAAAGUGUGAAAUAUAAGAAGGGGAAUUUUCCCCGUGAUAAGU